Messenger RNA from Chlamydomonas reinhardtii, 1367 nucleotides. RefSeq lists its product as uncharacterized. NCBI's taxonomy places the organism in Eukaryota, Viridiplantae, Chlorophyta, Chlorophyceae, Chlamydomonadales, Chlamydomonadaceae. Bases 284 to 808 code for a protein of 174 amino acids. The record is from RefSeq and is a predicted model, not a curated record. The transcript is spliced from 3 exons.
AUUCUUGUCUUCCUGUCCCAUUCAGCGGGCACCUCAAGGACUGGCUCACUCGACUCUCACAAGUGCUUGCUCCCCACAUCAUUAGCACGGCCAGAAGUCCAGGAAUGCCAUGUGCCAAGCUAGGGGCCGGCGGGCGAAGCUUAGGCGGGCGGGCUAAAGUGACAUAGACAUAUAGCCAGAUUACAGUCCAGACUACCGGAAGCGCUUUCCCCCAGCGCCCUUUGCCCCCCCACCCCCCACCCCACCUCAGGGCUUGCGGCUAGCUGGAGACCAGGAGGUCUUGAUGGGCCAUGGGCCGGCGUCUGCCGGUAGAGCUGCUGCCUCACUAAGUCGGACCCCGCCAAUGACGCCCGGCGGCGAGCCAUUGCGGAUGCGGGGCAGCACUUCGCCGCCAAGUUCAUCACGCCGGAGCAAAAGUUGCGCUACUGGGUGGCAGCGCUGCAGUCGUACGCGGCCCUGGCGCCGCCGGAGCUGGCUCGCGUCGUGCCGAGCGUUGAGGGCCUGCACGGCGGCUGCAAGCGCUAGAUGGGCCGUGCCGGCUGCAGCAGCAUCCUGGCAGCGCUGCAGCGCGCCAGUGACGACAAGAGCUCCGUCAGUGACAGCCAUAGCGAGCGGCAUUAGCAAGGGCAGCAGCAACGAUAGCAAGAGCGACAGCAGCAACAAGGGGCGAAGCAGCCGGAGGAGCAGCCAGCGCAGAUCCACAAUGGCGUACUCUAGCAGUAGGGAAAGGAAGGCUGGCAAGCAAGCCGCUGGCGAAGUUGUUUGCCCUCCUGCGGGGUGGUGUGUGGCGGUGACUGACUUGCGCUGACACGGUAACGCGCCAUGCCUCCUUGCGGUGGAGGCGCGGCGAGGAUGCCCCGCACACUGCUUUCAGGGGCACCUCAAAUAGGAGUGAGGUAGAAAUUGUGAUUAAGGGAGUGAAUCAAUGCUACGGCCGGUUCUGGUGUCUCAACUACGUACGCUGUAUGCAUGUGAGUCCAUGUGGACUGCAGAGAAUAUGUACUGAAUGCAGGGAAGUUCGUAUGCCAUCAGAUGUGUGACAGCCCCCCUACACUUAAAUGGGCACCGUGGGCGCUUCGCAAUUGCAUAAGUGUGUGCAUAUGUGGUGCUCGUUGGUUCGGGCGAGCGAGGGUGCGUGCACGUUGCUUUGGACGUUGAUGCGGAAGAGGCGCUCUGCUGCUCACUAGGUGACUUACAUUGGGCUGCUCCAGGUGCAGUGAUGCCGACUUGCCGAGGCAGGGCGUGCAUUUCCUGACAGCGGCGUGUGCCCGAUGCAGCCCCUCAGGCGAGGAAGACGGACGCUUUCCUUCAUCAGGUUCAGUUCCAGACAGCAUAAUCUCUGUCCCUUCAUGUAAUGUCGCAUUCAU